GACUACUACCGCCUGCACCUGGACGUCAUGACGUCCAAGGGCGUGAUCUGCGCAGCAUGUCCAGCUACCCACCUACCGACGGGUUCGUCCUUCAAACAGACGUGAUAGAAACGAACUACCUGAUGUCACUGAACAGCCCGCAAGUGCCGCCGGUGGUCGGGACAAGUCGGAACGUAGGCAGGGAGCUGGAAAUAGAUGGCGCGCGCGCGAGCUCUGCAGGGCGCGAGAAAACUGCGGCGGCUGUAAAAUCGCCGCAGAUCGUUGGCGCUGUCGAAUGCUUCAGCAAUCCCGUUAGUGCGGGCUCGGCGAGCGGGAAGCUUAUGGCAGAUGAUGAUCAGGAGGAGGAGGAGGAGUGGGGGGGGGAGGAGGAAGAAGAGGGGGAAGAGGAGGGGAGGGGGAGGGGAGGAGGAAGACGAGGGGGAGGAGGGAGGGGAGGAGAAAGGGGAGGAGAGGAGGAAUACCAAACAGACAGAGAGAUGAAACCCUGUGCGCCUUGGCGUGAAGAGAGAGGAGGAGGAGGGGGAGGAGAUGGAGAAGGAAGAGGUGGAGGUGGUGGAGGUGGUGGAGGUGGUGGAGGUGGUGGAGGUGGGGGAGGGGAGGAGGAGGAGGAGGAGGAGGAGGAGGAGGAGCAGGAAGAGGUGGCGUGCAAUUGGGAGAAAUUAAAGUUUCUUCCGCUGACGAGUUCCUUCCAUGAUUGUGGAUAUGAGAGAGGAGGAGGAGGGGGAGGAGAUGGAGAAGGAGAUGGAGGUGGUGGAGGUGGUGGAGGUGGGGGAGGAGGAGGAGGAGGAGGAGGAGGAUUUCGUUACUGCUUUUAUUGCUUUCACUGCUCUUACUUCUCUUUUCUUAAAAGUUUGUACGGUCUGCUGUGACGGAUAUGGUGUGGUGCAUUUCUUUCAUAUUUCCCUCCUCGUGCAUGUAUAGGAAGUCGACAAAUGGUCCCCCCCCAAAGAAAAAAGAAGGAAGGCAGGAAGGUGUUUCAUGAGUAAAUUACUAAAUUGCUG
Chara braunii is the source of this 1001-nucleotide messenger RNA. Lineage: Eukaryota; Viridiplantae; Streptophyta; Charophyceae; Charales; Characeae. The record is from the annotation of a GenBank genome assembly.